UCUUAUUAUAUCUCGUAUAAGAUUUGGCUGCUUAGGAAUGGUGUGACUAUCUAUUUUAAUUGCUUAACUAAACUUUGCAAUUUGAAUUUUAAUGGAGCAUGGACAAUGGGCAUAUAUUUUAAUUGUUGGGGGACAAAAGAAUAUUUCCUGUGGCUUCCCCCCUCACCAAUCCUUGUAUCCCUUAUUGAGUUGUGCGCGUGCGCAGAGUUGUUGUCAUCCGCCAUUUUCUUCGAAAGAAGAGGUUAGAAGAGAUUCUACUGUAUACGAUACUAAAACUGCAAAUAAAUGUGACAUAUUCUGAACAAACAUUCUUCAUUUAAUUCGCAUAUUGUAUAUGGGGUAAUUCAGUUCAAGGAUUGAAAUAAAUUCCUCUUGGAUGGUUUGUUCUUGUUUAGAGAUAGCUGAAUCACUUUGGCAGCUUGUCGAAAUGCAGUGUUAAAACGUUGUGGUUUCGUGAAUCAUGUUAGAAUCACUUGAUAUGUCUUUGGGAGAAAGUAUAAAAUUAUAUUCAAGAUAUCGUACUCCAUAUUUCUCAACGUAUGUGAAACAAGAAAAAGUAUCUAUUCAACUGGGAAGCAACUUUUUUUAAUUAUCUUCUCUUGAAAAGCCAUCAUUGCAGAUGGCACAUCAGUCAGGUAUGGGACGUGGUGUCACCUCGCCAGGUGCAACCAUCUAUAGUCUGGGUGAUCAACACAUUCAACCACACAUGCAGUCACCUCUUCCUCCAACCAGCCCAAUCUUCACAGGUCCAGUUUCAAUGGCUGGACCAGUCACUCCUUCUUGUACAACACCACCAUUGGGCUCUACUAACAUCCCUCGUUUUCCUUUGCCAUCUUCUUCUCAUUCCAUUUAUCCCACAGAUCAACACCUUGUGUCUCCUGUGAGAAAUGUGAUGGACCCUGGUAUGCCAUUACACUACCAAUAUCCACCAUAUUACAGCAGACGACCCAGAUAUUCUGAUGAGUCCCCAUUGUCCUCAUCACCUGGAAGUACACAUCAUGUCCCUGGCUACCCUACAGGUGUACAAACAUCAUCAAACAUUUCAUCUUUUCCAAAUAAAAAUAUCCCAAAACGAACAGCACCUGUCAAAAGUGGCAUAAGAAGAAAUCCAGGCCUUCAAAUUGACUUCUCUCCUCAAAAGCAAGGGGAAAAGUGUCAUGAGGAGGGUUAUCCUCCCCUCAACACCCAAUAUGGACAAAAAAUGCUAAGGUCCCCAGGUUAUACCAAUAUAUCUCCUUCCAUCCCUGCAAAUGUAAGUGAAGAAAUAAAGCAAUUACGAGUAAAAGUUGUUGAAUACUUUUAUCAAAAUAUUGAGUUAAUUCGAAAGAGAUACCAAGACAAUUUGAAGGAGCUGUUUUUCUUGCAACAUGGAGGAAACCUGAUAGAUUUUCCUGUAUGGUGUCGAAGGCCAAAUCCACAUUGGUUUAAUUAUCAAGAAACACAUAAACUUGAAGAUGAUAUUGACUUCUAUGUUACUUCAAACCCAAUGGAAAACAUGCAAGUUCAAAACAUAGGGCAAGAUUACGUAGCAACCCAACAAAAUUUCUACCAGAGUAGUUUUGGAAACAUGCAGCCAGAAAAGCUGCAUGGAAAUGCUGGGGCUGUUAUCAUGGGUACUUCACAACAAUCUGGUAGCCUUCGUCUGCCAUACAUCCACCCUAGAAAUUCUAUUGAGGGCCAUAUUGAUCUUGCUAGCUCAAAGAUCUAUAUGUCAAAGGAUUCAACUUUUGGUACACUGUUACCAACACAACAUGCUAAGCAUGGUUUAAAUUGUGAGCCAGAAAAUUUAGCUGCUGCCCGAGCUUUUGCUAUCAAUCAGUCAAAGGAAGAUAUUAUGGUUGAAGCUAAACGUGAAGCAGAUAUCCUUAAAAGGGUUGCAGAAUUAAGAAAGGAAGGUCUUUGGUCAACCAAGAGGUUGCCAAAGGUGCAAGAAUCAAGUCGAAAUAAGACACAUUGGGAUUAUGUCUUAGAAGAAAUGGCCUGGUUAUCUACAGAUUUUGCUCAAGAGAGACGGUGGAAGAAAAAUGUUGCUAAGAAGCUUAGCAAGGCUGUCCUCAGAUAUUAUCAAGAAAUCAAGACGAAAGAGAUAAAAGCUGAAAAAGAAACCACUGUGAAACUUCAGAAGAUAGCCAGCAGUAUAGGAAAGGAAGUUAGACAGUUUUGGUUAAAUAUUGAGAAGGUUGUCCAAUACAAACUUCAAAGUAGAAUUGAAGAGAAGCGAAAGAAGGCACUUGAUGUCCAUUUAAACUUCAUUGUUGGUCAAACUGAGAAAUAUUCCUCCUGGCUUGCUGAGAGUUUGAAAGAUACUAAACCAUCCAGUAGUGUUGCUAGUUCAGUAACAUCAUCAACUGCUGAUUCAUCACCAGUCUCCUCACGACAAGAUGAUGAUACAGAUGAUGAGAGUGAAAUUAGUCUUCAUGAAGAAAGUGAGGACGAUGAAGGGACUAUAGAUGUUGAAGAAUCUUAUGACAACAAGGAGCUUAUGAGUGCAGAAGACGAAAUUUCCGCAUUGCAACGUGAAAGUGAGAUUCCAAUAGAUGAUCUUUUAGAAAGUUUACCGUUGGAGAUGUUUACAGAACAUUCAGCACAAAGUAAUGUGAUAAAAGAUGAUGAUGAUGGUGAUGUUGUAGAUGAAACAAAAAUCUGUGCUAUUCCCGAGAAAUUGCCAUCUACGUCGACUGACGGAAAGGAAGAGGAAGAGAUGUGUAUAGACCAUGAAACAAACGAUGGUGAUCAUGAAUUUGUCCUGAGGGAUACCAUGGUUGAUGUGGAUGAUGAGGGAACAUUGGAGGAAGAGGAAAAACUUGAGGAAAAGGAGGAUCACACUGCUGAGAUAUCAUUAUUGGAACAAGAAGGUGAAUUAUCAAUUGAGGAACUUCUACAAAAGUACAAUGUUGACGAUGAGUAUGAUGCUGAUGAAGUGUUAAGAAGUGACGAUGAUGAGGAGAGUAUUGAUGAAGAGUCCAGUGAAGAAGAAGACGGUACAGAAGCUCUUCUCGUGAGUCACUCAACUCAAGAGGCGACUCCGAAACCAACUACUGUUUCUGAUAGUCCAAAUCAAGAACUGAAUGAUGCAGCAGCAACUGCUGAAAGUUUACAGCCAACUGGUUACACGUUGGAGACAACAAAGGUGAAAACACCUAUACCAUUCUUGCUUCGUGGUGGUACCUUACGAGAGUACCAACAUAUUGGUCUUGAUUGGUUAGUCACCAUGUAUGAGAAAUGUCUUAAUGGUAUUCUUGCUGAUGAGAUGGGUCUUGGAAAGACGAUCAUGACAAUCGCUGUUCUCGCUCACCUGGCAUGUGAACGUGGGAGUUGGGGCCCACAUCUUAUUGUUGUACCCACAAGUGUUAUGUUGAACUGGGAAAUGGAGUUCAAGAAAUGGUGUCCUGGUUUCAAAAUUCUCACUUACUACGGUAACCAGAAGGAACGAAAAAUGAAGAGGACGGGUUGGACAAAACCAAAUGCAUUUCAUGUUUGUAUUACAUCGUACAAACUUGUCGUACAAGAUCAUCAGUCAUUUCGACGCAAGAAAUGGAAUUACCUUAUCUUGGACGAAGCGCAAAAUAUCAAAAAUUUCAAAUCACAACGCUGGCAAUAUUUGCUCAAUUUUAAUACGGAACGUCGACUUUUACUCACUGGCACCCCACUUCAGAAUAAUCUCAUGGAGCUUUGGUCCCUUAUGCAUUUUCUUAUGCCUCAUCUGUUCGAGUCUCAUAAAGAUUUCAAAGAUUGGUUCUCAAACCCUUUAUCGGGUAUGAUAGAAGGAAGCAGCGAAUAUAACGAAAAUCUUAUCAAACGACUCCAUAAAGUAUUAAGGCCUUUUCUCCUUCGUCGUUUGAAGUCAGAAGUCGAGAAACAAAUGCCUCAAAAAUACGAGCACGUGAUUAGAUGCAGACUUUCAAAACGUCAACGCGUGCUUUACGAUGACUUCAUGUCUCGAACAAGGACAAAAGAAACGCUGGAAAGUGGCCAUCUACUUAGCGUCAUUAAUAUAUUGAUGCAAUUAAGAAAGGUCUGUAACCAUCCUGAUUUAUUCGAACCUCGUCCCACGAUAACUUCUCUCAAAAUGACUGGUAUCGUUUACACUACGGCUUCUCUAGUUCUCACAGUUAUGGAACAUGAUCCAUUACAAUCUAUCAACUUGUUUACAAUGAACUUGCUGCUUACGCAACUCGAGUUUAGUUUAAGCGCAUUCGCGAGUCACCGUGUCCGCCUGCUGCAAACACCGUCUGCUCUUAUAACGGAAAUUGAUAAUUACACACCGUCUCAAACGCCAAUCUUACUCCCAGUGAAAACAAAAUUCUCACAACCUCCAAACGGCGAGCAUUUUAAAGAUGUUAAAUCAAAUUCAUAUGAACAAUCUGUGUGGAGUGAGAUGAACAUGUAUCCUGAUGCACUCUACCCUGGAUAUGGGGGCAAAACGUAUACCCUACCCUCUGAACAAGAUUACUACAAUGCUCUUGAAGCGGCGAACAACAUCACUGGAUCAUAUUCCAUGAUUGGCGACAGACAUGAAGAUACUCCUCGAAGUGAUAUUAAGUGUGAAGGUAGUUUGCCAUAUGGUAGUGACGAAAUGAAGAUCUCCAAAAUUUUGCAUACCAAUGAGAGUCGAGUCGUUAAUGGUCAUGUUGGGACACUAGAGUCUGCUGCUGUUAUAUUAGACCAGAAGUCUGCUUUGACAGAGAAGGCAUCACAGAUAGAGUCUAGUGAAGAUGUUAAUUUUUGUCGUUUAUCACCGUUUGUAAUGCCUCGUUUAGAAGAGAAGCGUUUCGUUGCUCGGCAACAGAAGCUUCGUUUCUCAACAUUGAACACCAGAAGAUGUGCAGCCCAACCAAUCUACGGUAAAGAUCUCGUGGAAUCCGUUACUAUUCUUCGAAGUCCACUAGAAUUAACUUGGUAUAGAACGUCCAUUCAUAAACCAGCUAUUUGUGAAACGCUACAAACCUGUACUAAGUCAUCACAGGAACGCGUUGACGAGAUGCAAGAAAUUAUCAAGAGGUUUGUGUUCGCUGUUCCAGCCGUACGAACCCAACCCAUUCAAAUGCAUGCAUGUCAUCCUCCACCGUCACACGUCACUAUGCAGCAAAAUCUCGAAGAAGGAUUGAUACAUGAAGUAUCGCACAAGCUAAACAUACUUCAUCCAAUUGUUAGAGGGCAGCUCUUACAGUUUCCUGAAGUUCGUCUCAUACAAUACGACUGCGGAAAGCUUCAAACUUUAGAUGUUUUAUUACGAAGAUUGAGAGCAGAAAAGCACAGAGCUCUCAUCUUUACUCAAAUGACCAAAAUGUUGAAUGUUUUGGAACGUUUUCUUAACUAUCACGGCUAUCUUUAUCUUCGUCUUGAUGGAACAACACGCGUAGAGCAAAGACAGGUACUUAUGGAGCGUUUCAACAACGAUCGAAAAAUCUUUUGUUUCAUCCUUUCCACUCGAAGUGGUGGCGUGGGAGUUAACCUAACGGGGGCAGACACAGUUAUAUUCUACGACAGUGACUGGAAUCCGACCAUGGAUGCUCAAGCACAAGACCGCUGUCACAGGAUUGGUCAAACGCGUGACGUGCAUAUUUAUAGAUUGAUAAGUGAAAAGACAAUAGAGGAAAAUAUACUUAAGAAAGCUCAUCAGAAACGUUUGCUAGGGGAGAUCGCUAUCGAGGGCGGUAACUUUAACACAACUGUCUUGAGGGAAACUACCGUACGAGAUCUGUUUUCUAUCAACGAAAAUGAUACAGAUUUGCAAGAGAUGGGAACAGCUAAAGAGAAUAGUUUGACACAACAAACUUCAAACGAUCAAGUUUCAAAGAAGAAUCCGAAAUCACAGAAUGCAUUUGAGGAGGCGUUAAUGAAGGCUGAAGAUGAGCAAGAUGUACGAGCAGCUUCAUUAGUGAAAGCAGAACAGGAUGCUGAACUUGCUGAAUUCAAUGAAAAUAUCCCUCUUGACGAUGAUACAGCCUUGGGGCAAUGUCUUUCAAAGGUUGAAGAAGAGCUACGUGAACUAGAGAGUCAGCUGUCUGGUGUUGAACGCUAUGCUGUAAAGUUCGUCGAAGCCACUCAGAUCUUUGCAACUAACGAAGAGCUUGAAGUUGACGAGAAAAAACUUGAGUUGUCUAAGAAAGACUGGGAACUACGUCAUAUCCAGUCCCUAAAGGAGGAGGAAGAGAAGCAUUCUAAUACUGGGAACUGUGGCGAACAGCUCGAGGUCACAUAUACAACUGAGGAAUCUAAGCAGGUUAAAAAAUCUAAGAAUAAAUCUAACAAAAGUGAAAAAACUUAUACCGGAAAGAAACCUUCGGCAAAUUCUAGCACGAUCUUCUCAAAACCUACCACUUUAAAAGGGCAGGCCAAACUGCCAUCGGCAUCAACGUCUUCCGAUCUCGCUGAGAUGAAUGUCGAGGGAGGUCCUGCCAGUUCAUUUCGAUCUGUUCGAAGUACUAGCAAGCGUAGUACUCGUCAAAAUGCCCGCCUGUCUCGAUGGAUAGAGUUUGUCGAUGAAGUUACUGGUGAAGAAAUGCCUUUAUGGCGACCGCUUACCCCUCCAAGUGAAGGCAAAGACGAUAUUUAUGUUGAUCACUCGCAAAAUUACAUGUACGAGUCGAAACCUCUUCCUGAAGUACUAUUGCCUAGAAUAACACGUACAAGACGUUAUCUUGGGGACUAUAAGAAACACGGUCGACGAAGUGCUUUCGCAUUUAAACAUCCUUAUAAGGAGGCAGUAAGACGGGGUCUUCGUAAACCUCAUUCAAUAUUCGAUCGUCGUGCACUGGAAGCGUUCUUUAAAAUCGUCGCAAUGUUAAGUAAUGCAAAGAAGGCGAAGAUGAAAAUGACUAAACAACCUUCCCAAACUUCACAACAAGCGCAACAACAAGCGCAACAACAGCAUUCUGUAAGACAACAAGGCGACUUACAAAUGAUUGAUACAGGUCCCGAAUGGUUUGUACACGAAGAUUGGGCAUUAUUGCAGGCAGUCCAUUAUCUUCAAGAAAUGCCUAUUGAUCUUACUGUUGUUAAUCUUGGUCAUACACCAAACUGGCUUUUGGUCAGCGAUAUAGUUAACACCAGCAGUCGUACAUAUAGAACUGCGCGACAGUGUCGAGAUCGCUAUGUCAAUGUUGUAAUGCCUAGAGAAGACGGAAAAGCUCCGUUGAUUGAGGAGAGGGAAAAGAAAAUGAAGACAAAACUUAAAGCACCAUAUGCACCCCCGGAAUACUCAGCAUUCGUUGGAAAUCAACCUUUACCCAAACCAAAAGAUGGUCACGGUACAAGAUUACACGCUCUGCAUGCUCAUGACAAUGGUCGUUCCAGUACCAUUCAUCAUUCGUCUUUAUUUGAACUGGUGAAAAAAACAUCCGUCAAACGUAAACCAAAUGUGAAACAUAGUAUAAACACUGAACCUUAUCAAAAGCCAGGAAAUGGACAGGGGAAUUCUGUUACUGGCGUUAAUGUUGAAGAUGUCUACCUUGAUCCUGCAAAAAUUGCUGCUAUGAAAGUAGAAAGGAUUCAACGUGAGAAAGCUGAGGCUGUACGUCAACAACAGCAGCAGCAGCAACAACAACAGCAACAACAACAACAACAACAACACACAAGUAAAGAACACCAGCAACAAUUGCAAACACAACCAGUUGUUCAUGCUUUGUCUCAGCUUCCUACAUCUUCUAUUGCGACAAAAAUUACUGUAACGGCUCAACAACCUGUACAAUUAGCUUCUGCUGGUCAACAGCAGGCUCAAGUGAUGCCGACCUACCAAAAUCAGAGACUUGCUAACGCACAGUCUCAAAUAUUAACGUCGACAAGUCAGAAAAUUACUACUGCUCGAAUGGCUGCCACUUUGAGCAGUAAACAAGUUGCAAAUUUGCAAGGCGUCGCCUCAAUCCCGGGUACGCUGGUCAAGACAGCUGCAGGCUCUAAUAUUGUUGUUAAAGCACCCGGUAACGUAGUCGGUCCGCUGACCAUGAGCAAAAGACUGGCAACGCAAACUGGUAAUCCAACAGCGCCGACCCUUACCACUAUGAAAACAGGUGUAUCUAGUGAAAAUCGUCCUUUGGCCAAUAGAGAUUCUGCUGUCCAGUUUCUAGCGUCAGCUGCUAACGGCAAUAUUCGUUUAUCAACAACCACUUUAUCUCCUUCCAAUACACUUGUUGUUUCCCAAACACAGACUGGACAAAGACUUCAAGAUCCAUUACACGCAGGCAAAUUCAUGGCUCCAAAAACGUUUAUGCAAACUGGUACGAAGCAAUUAACACAGCAGCAAUUCAACCUAUUACAGAAACGCCUGGAACAGCACCAGCAACGUUGUCAGCAGCAAGCAGUUGUACAACCUUCACUACCCAUCAAACAAGUUGUGCAACAACCAGGUAGUAUUCGAAAGAUUGCUCCUCCAACCACGCAGAAACUUCUAUCAGUAGGAGCGAAGGUUGAGCAACAACGUCUACCGCAGACAAUGACUAUCACACGACCAAUGCAACAAACAGUGCAACAGCCUGCAACACAGGUGCAACAAGCUACGCAACAGCAGCUUCAACAACUGGUGCAACAGCAACACUUAAAACAAUUACAGGUUCAACAGAAGCAACAGCAAGAUAAAACAACACCAAUCCAUCUUGUAACAACGCAACAGCAACAUCUUCCAGUCACAUCACAACAAAUUAAACGAGUGCAACUUCCUACUGCACAACAAGUCACUACUGGCUUAGCCCAGACAGGUUUGGUAACAACGGCAGGUAUGGGUGGUGCACCAACUAAACAUGUUGUGAAACUUAUUCCUGGACAACAUACCUAUCAUCAUGCUAGUCUUGUGAAACAACGUUUGCAACAACAAGCAAAACAAGUUGCUCAUUCAAGGCAACAACAGCCAGUUCAAACUGGCCUAUCACAGUCAAGCACAGAAAGCAAUUCAACAUCAGCUUCCUCAGUAACGAAUGUACAAACACUUUUGCAAACAUCGUUAACAACUCAUUCAAGUCCACAGAUACAACAACAGUCUAUGGACAAGCCUUUACAGCCAAAGCUGCCACUAAACAAACCAAUUACUGCAAGCAUAGCUGGUCAAGCUAUAACAUCACUACAGGGCGUAGUAAGUACCAUGACUGUUUCAAGUACAGUUGUGUCUACCACAACUUCCUCUACACAAGGAAUUCAAAGCAUUAACACAAACAAUCAGCAUCAAUCGCCAUAUGCAAUGAGAUCAAGAAGUCAAUCAAAAUGAAAUGUUCUUAAACUUAAUAAUAUGCAUAAACUUUUACUGCAUGCACUGUUUUGUUUAUUUGCAUUUUUACACGAUAUUCAUAAUGAAAAUAGAAUGUUUCUCUGAAGAUUGACUAUGCACGUGCAUUAACUAGCAGUUUAGACUUUAUGAAAAUUACAAGCUGUAAAUUAAUAAUAGUAAAUGAAGACACAAUUUUUCCUAUCA
Molecule: messenger RNA, 9403 nt
Organism: Xenia sp. Carnegie-2017
Lineage: Eukaryota; Metazoa; Cnidaria; Anthozoa; Malacalcyonacea; Xeniidae
Product: helicase domino-like
Cellular component (GO): Swr1 complex
Molecular function (GO): ATP binding; ATP-dependent chromatin remodeler activity; ATP hydrolysis activity
Source: RefSeq, a predicted model, not a curated record